AUGGAGGUCCCAGCAUCACCCACGGGCGACUCGACGUCCCCGUCACGCAUCGCAACCUCGCCACAGCCCGACACUGACGCCUCUCGCGCCCCUCAAACCGAGACGCGUCUCACACCUGCGACGGGCGCACCUGCGCGAGCGCGACCGGUCAAGCAGUAUGGGAGGAAGAAGGAGGAGCAGCAGCCUAUCGAGGCGGGGGAGGCACCGGCGCGUCCGCUCGAACGAAGGUCCACAGAGGUCAUUCCUGAAACCGACUUUCCCAUGGAGCGGACAGAGUCGCCUGAGCGGGAAGAGGAGGACAAGACGUCGCCCGUCAGGAGGGGGUUCAUGACGAGCUCGCCAAGUUCGAGGCGCGCCGAGCACUCGACUGACCCGACAAGCGAAGACGAGGGGUCGCCUGUCAAGGCGAAGCCGACUCGCCAUGCCGUCUCGUUCAAGGACGGCCUCGAUGCACUUUUGGCGUCCUCCGACGCCGAAGACGUGUCGGAAGCGGGCGGUGACGACGAGGCGGACGACCCCUUGGCCGCCUUUGUCCGCGGGAAGAACAUCCAAGCUCUCCUCGCCGAAGUCGACGACGAGUUCGACAACGCGGAACUCAAUUGCACGCCUCUCGCCAAGCUUCCCACCGUUCCCGACCACAUCAAGCUACAGACGUCCUCCUCGCUACCGACUCUCACGCCUUCCACCCUCUCACCUUCGAAGACGUCCACAGUCAGGCGCGCCAACUCGCCUUCGUCGCCUUCGCACGCGCUGGACGGGAUUGAGGACAUCCUCGGCUCACUUGAGAGCGAAGAAGUCUUGCCGACAGCUCAGCGAGGGAAGAAGGCUCGCCGGGUUAUUGACUCGGACGAGGACGAGGACGAUGAGGAGGCGCCAACGGCUAAGUCGAAGCAUCGCUCUGCCGUACCCGACUCGUCAGACGCCGAGCAAGACGAGCCAGCCGCGCCUUCGACCUCGACCUCGACCUCGGCCAAGCCCGCUUCGACAGCCCUAUCAGCUCGGGACCGCUUGCUCGCUCUCGCAUCGAAGAAGCGGACGGAGAAGGAGGCCAAGGAUGCGAGUUUGAGGAAGAAAACGGUUUCGCCUGCGCCGAAGGAGGACGAGGAUGAUCUGAUCUUGAGUGAAGAGGAGCGUGAGAGGGGAAAGAAGGGAAAGAAGGCGACGCAGCGUAAAAGUUCGAAGCUCAAGCCGCUGUCGAAGAAGGAGGAGGCCGAGAUGCAGAAGAUGACCGAGGCGAUCAAGCGACAGCAAGAGGCGCACCUCGCUCCUUCGCACAAAGCCGCCCCUUCGGUCGCCGAUAUCUUCAAGCGCACUCGCCAGCUCUCGCCUCCUCCAGCCCCGAUCAACCGCAUCCGCAACGCAUCAGUCGCACCCCUCUCUGCCCUCACCCUCUCCUCCUCCGACAGCGACGCGAUCGUCACCUCUUCGCCUUCUCACAUUCCCGCAACUCCGCAACCUGGUCCUGCGGGCCUCUCGCUCAAAGCGCUUGGCAAGCAGUGCGCGACCUCGCCUAUCGACGAUGCGGACAUGGCGACGCCUGUUCCGCAUCGCGUGCGCAUGCCGAAGCCUCCGCCUGGCUGGGGAGUCAAGAAGGUUGAGCCUGUCGCUGCGGAGGAGGACGACGAGGAAGAGCUCCUCUCGCUUGACGAGAUGAACCGGCGGGCGGACGAGAAGCGCAAGAAGGAGGAGAAGGCGAAGCGGUUGCGGGAGGCGAAGAUGGCUGCGCUCCGAGCGGCGAAGGAGCAGGCCCAGCGUCAGCAGGCGGAAGACUCGGACUCGGAUCUCGACAUUGAGGGUGCGCCUGGCGCAUCUAAGAAGAAGAAGGCGGUCGGCAGGAAGGUCGACCCGCGCCACUUGUCUGCUCAGACGCCCGUUCGACCCAAGAGCGAGGCUCUUCGCGUCCUCGCACGCUUCGGCGGCGUCAACCUCGCUCACCCGCCUUCUGACGACGCCGACCCGAGCGAGAGCCAGCUCGUCACCGCAGCCAAGACGUUCGGCUCGCACCUCGACCCGAAGAACGAAUACCGCCCAUCGCCUGCCAAGCGGACUUCUCGUCGUGCUGCUACUGCCGCUCCGCCCACCAUCACCCUCGACGUCCUUGGCGAAGGCUUGCUAAAGAAGAACGCGAUCUACAACGUCAAGCUACGCACGAUGAAGCAGACCAAGUACCGACAGAAGCAGCUCGAGGAGCAGGCUCGACCGGCGGAGCAGCCUCAGAUCGCCUCAGUGAACGUCAAGGAAAUCCUCGAGAAAAAGCAGAAGCAGGCGGAGGAGGAUGAGGAGAUGGAGGAUGCGGAGGACGGUGACUACCGGGAGGACGGCGCUGACGCGGAGGAGGCCUACGACUCGGCUGCGGGCGCCUCCGACAGCGACGAUCCCUUCGGCGGUCACGACUCGGACGCACCUAUGCAGCCGACGCGAUCGCGCAAUACCGGCGUCGGCGAUGCCGAGGAGGACGAGGGCGAGAUUGACAGCGAGGGCGAGCCCGUCAUGCCUCGCUCGUCGCAGAACUCGGAGCGCUUGCGGGGCGCGCUGCUCGACGAAGAUGACGAAGAGGAGGAGGCGCCGGUCGGUGCAGCGGACGAGGAGAGCGAGAUGCCACCUCCUGCGGCGACACGACGGACGGUCAAGGUCCGCAUCAUGGAUGAUGACGACUCGCAAGACGCAAUCGCCGAGCCUGCGCCGACUGAAGUCGUCACGACUGCAGCACCGCCAAAGGAGCCGAAGACGCCGGCAGGAGGACGCUUCGCCUUGGGCGGCUUGCUCGGCGACGCAGGCGAUGCUGGCGGUUUCUCGCAGUUCUUUGACUCGCAGUUCUCGCAAGGCGGUGACGAUGAGGGCGACGGCUUCCUCCGACCGAAAGACGGCGACUUCGACGCCCCUGCACCUACGAUGUUCGCUGCGCAGCCGCUCAUCAGUACUGCCGAACGAGCUGCCGACGCUGCCCGCCUCGAAGCUCGUGGAGGGUUCAACGACUUCGAGCCCGGCACGCCUCGUGAAGCGCCCGCACCCCGGCAGUAUAUCAAUGACAAGGGCUUCCUCACCCAGACUCGCCCCGCCAACCUCUUCGACUCGCCUUCCGACUCACCCAUGCAGUUCUACCGCAACUCGCUCUCGACGCGCGACUCGCAGUCGCAGGCUCUCGACGAGACCCAGGUCGCGACGGCGCAGACGCCGACGCAGGCUCCUCGCGAUUCAACCAAGUUGCGUCGCACGAACGCGCUCGUCGCCUUCGACAGCAUGACCGACAUCGCUCCAACCGAAGUCCAGCUUGCUCCGACCGAGAACGUCGGCUCGCGCUCGACGGAUGACCAGACCGUCGAGACGCAGGAAACGCAGGACGCGAUGCCUUCAGCCGCUCAGCCUACGCUCGCCUCGACAAAAAACGCUUUCGACCUCUUGCGCGCUGGUGCAGCGCAAGACCCUGACACUGUGGCGCCUGCUCUGCCGAAACGCCGCGAGCGCAACCAGUUCGUCGACGCCGAGGCAAACCUUUCCGACGAGGAAGAAGCGCUUGGGCUGGGCGGAGUCAGCGGCGACGAAGACGAGGAUGGCCACGACGCCGAGCUCGAGUCGCUCGUCGACAACGAGGAGGUUGACCGCGAGAUCCAGGACGAGCAGGAUCGCCUUGCGGCUGAGCGCUAUGCCGAGGACCAGGCGAAGGCUGACGAGGCGGCUCAGCUGCGAGCUCAGCGCAUUGUCGACGGAAAGGAGCGCCAGAAGCGCAAGGGCUACCUCUCCGACGACGACUUUGACGACGACUACAUCAACAACCGGCGACCCCGCGAGAAGCGACAGCGUGUCGAGGACAUGACGACCGCCCAGCUCAAGGAGAACGAGGAGACCCAGGCUUUCGGCACCACGCUUGAGACCGCCUGCGUCCCGACCGCCAAGCCUGGCGAGUACAACUUCCUCGAAGCGCAGGAGCAGUCGGAAGGGGAAGACGACGACCGCGACGAGGGGGAGGGCGGCAUUGUCGAUGUCUUCGGCCGGAAGGAGUCGCCUGUGCCGGUUCGCAGCAUUCACGAGGCGCGGGCGAUGGCAAUCCAAAUGCAGAAGGAGAAGUACGGCGGUGGGGAGGACAUGCUUGCCAUGGAGGUCGAGGAGGAAGAGCGGUUCCUGCGGGGAUUCUCGCCGGACGUCGGCUCGAGCUCGCCUGUUGCGCCACUCAAGCUCAACAACCGCGUCACGGCCAAGCUCUCUACGACCACCGUCGUUCAGGCGACGCGGACGGACGACUAUGACGAGCUGGAUUCUCAAUACUCCCUCGUCCGCAUCGAGUCGGCGCAGCUCAGCAUCCAGUACAAGGCGAGCGAUGACUUGCAUGUGGCGGGCGUCAACGGGAGCCGCGGCGGUCAGGCCAUCACGAGCUUCAAGCAGAACCGUGCAAAGCUCGCGGCGAAAGCUGACGGCGGUGUCGCAAGCAAGACGAAGGCGCUCGGUCCGAGGGCGAGCAGGUUGGCAGACAUCCGCAGGGGCGGAUUUGCAUAG
Messenger RNA from Rhodotorula toruloides NP11, 4491 nucleotides. RefSeq lists its product as uncharacterized. The transcript is spliced from 9 exons. The coding region runs from base 1 to 4491 and encodes 1496 amino acids. The record is from RefSeq and is a predicted model, not a curated record. NCBI's taxonomy places the organism in Eukaryota, Fungi, Basidiomycota, Microbotryomycetes, Sporidiobolales, Sporidiobolaceae.